Molecule: messenger RNA, 1601 nt
Organism: Tarenaya hassleriana
Lineage: Eukaryota; Viridiplantae; Streptophyta; Magnoliopsida; Brassicales; Cleomaceae
Product: dual-specificity RNA methyltransferase RlmN
Exons: 8
Coding region: 148-1269 (373 amino acids)
Biological process (GO): tRNA methylation; rRNA base methylation
Molecular function (GO): RNA methyltransferase activity; iron-sulfur cluster binding
Source: RefSeq, a predicted model, not a curated record
CCUACACCGAAAUAGUCGAACCCUAGUUCUGGUUACCUUUGCGGCUUGGAUUCACCUCAAGCUUUCGAGUCUUCAAAGUGUAGAGUGAGAGAGGACCCGUGAGCAUUAGUGGGCAAAGACGGUGAUCGCAGUCGGGAAGAAGGAGCGAUGAAGAUAAAAUCGGUGUUCGACGUUUCGGAAAUCAAAUCGGAGCUCGAAUCGGCGGGGAUAAACCCUAAUUUCGCCUACCCCAUCUGGAAAUACGUGAUUCGAAACCCUAAUUGUGUUUGGGAUGAGAUUCCUUCGUUGCCUUCUCCUGCUUACUCCCUCCUUCACUCCAAGUUCAAGCCUCUCACUUCGUCUCUCCAUUCUCUCUUUCACUCCACCGAUGGCGCCACCUCCAAACUCCUCAUCAAGCUCCAGAGUGGAGCUCUUGUGGAAGCUGUGAUAAUGCGGUAUGAUACUCGUUUGGGAAAAUAUAGAGGAAACCCACGUCUGGGAGGUUUGAGGUCUACAUUAUGCAUUUCAUCCCAGGUUGGUUGCAAAAUGGGCUGCAAAUUCUGUGCAACUGGAACCAUGGGAUUCAAAAACCAUUUAACAUCUGGAGAAAUUUUGGAGCAGCUUGUCCAUGCUUCUCGGCUUUCUGACAUACGCAACGUUGUUUUCAUGGGAAUGGGAGAACCUUUAAAUAACUAUUCUGCUGUGGUAGACGCUGUCCGAGUUAUGACGAGACCGCCCUUUCAGCUGUCACCGAAAAGAAUUACCAUAUCAACUGUUGGAGUUGUUCACGCUAUCAGCAAGCUUCACAAUGAUCUACCAGGUAUAAAUUUAGCAGUCUCUCUCCAUGCACCAGUUCAAGAUAUCCGCUGUCAGAUAAUGCCUGCAGCUCGAGCUUUUCCUCUGGAAAAGCUUAUGGAUGCACUUCGAGCUUUUCAGAAGAACAGUCAGCAGAAGAUCUUCAUUGAGUACAUCAUGCUUGAUGGAGUUAAUGACGAAGAACAACAUGCUCGCCAGCUUGGAGAGUUGCUAAAGACAUUUGAAGUGGUGGUGAAUUUGAUACCAUUCAACCCCAUUGGAUCUUCGAGCCAAUUCCGGACCAGCAGCGAAGAAAAAGUCUCGAGUUUUCAGAGAAUCCUAAGGGAAACAUAUAACAUUAGAACUACGAUCCGGAAACAAAUGGGUCAGGACAUUAGUGGUGCUUGUGGCCAGCUUGUGGUGAACCAACCCGACAGCAAUAAGCCUCCAAGAAGUGUGGAACUCAUAACAGACAUCGAAGAUCUCCAUCUCUAAGACAGUCAAAUGACAGCAGAUCUGAAACUGACCAGAAGAUAAAUUUUCUUGAAAGCAUGGUCCUGUCGUUGAACCAUCGAACGUCCCGAGAGAUGGGAACACUUGUUACAGAACCUAAAAUGUGUAUCAGAGGGGAGAUACUGCACUUGUUUGUUUCUUGUAAUGCGUCCUACUCAGGGCUCAAGUCUCAGGGCAAUGAGGGUAUCUUUGCGUCUGACGAAUAAGUUAUUUUCUUACUAUUAUAUAUUUUAUUUUUCUAACACAAUAGAUCAUAAUGUGUGCUUGUUUUCUGGCUAUGCUUUACAUGAAUCAAAAUAUGUGAUGUCGAUCUA